Messenger RNA from Babesia bigemina, 198 nucleotides. RefSeq lists its product as hypothetical. The transcript has a single exon. Lineage: Eukaryota; Apicomplexa; Aconoidasida; Piroplasmida; Babesiidae. The coding region runs from base 1 to 198 and encodes 65 amino acids. The record is from RefSeq and is a predicted model, not a curated record.
AUGGAUAAGGCUCGCAACAACACCUCUGGCAAAAAUGGGUCCAGUCAAGUAUCAGGAACCAACGUGGAUUCUUCAACUACCAAGAAGUCGACGAAGCCCCGCAAACAGCCGAAAACAGUUUCUGCUAUAGGCUCCAAGAACUUUUAUUAUCCGGGUGUUCCCACAGUGGCGAAUUUAGACGCCGGCAGCCUAUUUUAA